This is a messenger RNA of Cooperia oncophora, 375 nucleotides long. Lineage: Eukaryota; Metazoa; Nematoda; Chromadorea; Rhabditida; Trichostrongylidae. The record is from the annotation of a GenBank genome assembly.
AUGGCCUGCUUUUUCUUCGAGGGGAACAUGGAUGAUGCUUUGAAGUACUUCACAGAAGCCAUUGAACUGAAUCCUGGAUUGGCUAUCCUCCACGCUAAGAGAGCAAAUGUUCUUCUAAAGCUGAAACGUCCAAUGGCAGCCAUUGCCGAUUGUGACAAAGCCAUUUCCAUCAAUGCUGAUUCUGCACAGGGAUACAAAUUCAGAGGAAGAGCCUACAGAUUACUUGGAAAAUGGGUUGAAGCUCACGCCGAUCUCGCGACGGCAUGUAAGUUGGACUACGAUGAUGUAGCGAAUGAAUGGCUCAAGGAAGUAGAGCCAAAUCUCGACCUAGUGUUGCGGAACUAUCGCAACAUUCAACGGCCUAGUACUGAUUAA